Molecule: messenger RNA, 219 nt
Organism: Paraglomus brasilianum
Lineage: Eukaryota; Fungi; Glomeromycota; Glomeromycetes; Paraglomerales; Paraglomeraceae
Source: the annotation of a GenBank genome assembly
CUCACCAAAGCACAAAAAAGCCUUCUUCAAGAAUUCAAAGAAAUCUUUGAGGAACGUAAAAGGGAAAGUCAUAGUUUCAGUCAAGAAACGUGUGCCGCAGAAAUUCGAAGUGCCUCUGGACGUACAUGCCGCUUAAAUCAGUCAGUUGUAUCAAAAAUGCUCAAAAGUCAGUAUUGCCAAAAGAGGGAGAGAAGGCUGUUAGAUUUGGGCAAUGAAUGA